Microthlaspi erraticum is the source of this 621-nucleotide messenger RNA. The record is from the annotation of a GenBank genome assembly. Lineage: Eukaryota; Viridiplantae; Streptophyta; Magnoliopsida; Brassicales; Brassicaceae.
AUGGUGUCAGGAUCAGGGAUAUGCUCGAAGCGCGUGGUCGUGGACGCGCGCCACCACAUGCUGGGGCGUUUGGCGUCGGUCGUGGCCAAGGAGCUCCUCAAUGGCCAGAAAGUCGUCAUUGUGAGGUCCGAGGAGAUUUGCCUCUCCGGUGGACUUGUCCGCCAGAAAAUGAAGUACAUGAGGUUCCUUCGCAAACGUAUGAACACUAAGCCUUCUCACGGCCCCAUUCACUUCCGUGCUCCCUCGAAAAUCUUCUGGCGUACCGUUCGCGGUAUGAUUCCACACAAGACAAAGCGAGGAGCAGCAGCACUUGCUCGUUUGAAGGUAUUCGAAGGUGUUCCUCCUCCGUAUGACAAGAUCAAGAGGAUGGUCAUCCCCGAUGCUCUCAAAGUCUUGAGGCUUCAAGCUGGUCACAAAUACUGUCUCUUGGGCCGUCUUUCUUCUGAAGUCGGGUGGAACCAUUAUGACACCAUUAAGGAGCUGGAGGCGAAGAGGAAGGAGAGAUCUCAAGUGGUUUACGAGAGAAAGAAGCAACUUAACAAGCUUAGAGUCAAGGCCGAGAAGGUUGCUGAAGAGAAGCUCGGAGCUCAGCUCGACAUUCUUGCACCGGUUAAGUACUGA